Messenger RNA from Rangifer tarandus platyrhynchus (Svalbard reindeer), 1401 nucleotides. Lineage: Eukaryota; Metazoa; Chordata; Mammalia; Artiodactyla; Cervidae. The record is from the annotation of a GenBank genome assembly.
AUGCCCCGGACACUCAGCGCGUCCGACAUGGUCACCCCAGGCAGCCUCGGCCCACCCCCCAGCGAGCCCACGGACAGCGAGCAAGCUGGGCAGCCCCUCCUGGAUGGAGCUCUGUCCUCAGCCUCCCUGGACACCCUGAUCCAGCACCUGGUGCCCACCACCGACUACUACCCUGAGAAAGCCUACAUCUUCACCUUCCUGCUGAGCUCUCGCCUCUUCAUCGAGCCCCAGGAGCUCCUGGCCCGGGUCUGCCACUUGUGCAUCGAGCAGCAGCAGCUGGACAAGCCAGUGCUGGACAAGGCCCGGGUCCGGAAGUUUGGCCCCAAACUGCUGCAGCUGUUGGCCGAGUGGACAGAGACAUUUCCGCGGGACUUCCAGGAGGAGUCAACCAUCGGUCACCUGAAGGACGUGGUGGGCCGCAUCGCCCCCUGUGAUGAGGCAUACAGAAAGAGGAUGCAUCAGCUUCUGCAGGCUCUUCACCAGAAGCUGGCAGCUCUGGGCCAGGGACCGGAAAACCUGCUGGGCACCGACAAGCCCGUCUCCUACAGGACCAAGCCUCCAGCCUCCAUCCACAGGGAGCUCCUUGGCAUCUGCAGCGACCCCUACAUGCUGGCUCAGCAGCUGACCCACGUGGAGCUGGAACAGCUGCGGCACAUUGGACCUGAGGAGUUUGUCCAGGCUUUUGUGAACAAGGACCCUCUGGCCAGCACAAAGCCUCGUUUCAGUGACAAGACUAACAACCUGGAAGCUUACGUGAAAUGGUUCAACAGACUGUGCUACCUCGUGGCUACUGAGAUCUGCAUGCCAGCCAAGAAGAAACAGCGGGCCCAGGUGAUCGAGUUCUUCAUCGACGUGGCCCGGGAAUGCUUCAACAUCGGCAACUUCAACUCCCUGAUGGCCAUCAUCUCGGGCAUGAACAUGAGCCCGGUCUCCAGGCUGAAGAAGACUUGGGCCAAAGUGAAGACGGCCAAGUUUUUCAUCCUCGAGCACCAGAUGGACCCAACGGGCAACUUCUGCAACUACAGAGCAGCCCUGAGAGGGGCAGCCCACCGCUCCCUGACUGCCCACAGCAGCCAGGAGAAGAUCGUCAUCCCCUUCUUCAGCCUGCUCAUCAAGGAUAUCUACUUCCUAAAUGAGGGCUGUGCCAACCGCCUCCCCAACGGACAUGUCAACUUUGAGAAAUUCCUGGAGCUGGCCAAGCAAGUAGGAGAGUUCAUCACCUGGAAACAAGUGGAGUGUCCCUUCGAGCAAGACCUCAGCAUCACCCACUACCUGCACACUGCCCCCAUCUUCAGCGAGGACGGUCUUUAUUUGGCUUCUUAUGAAAGUGAGAGCCCAGAGAACCAAACAGAAAAAGAGAGGUGGAAAUCUCUAAGGUCUUCUAUUCUGGGGAAGACAUGA